Molecule: messenger RNA, 1434 nt
Organism: Melanotaenia boesemani (Boeseman's rainbowfish)
Lineage: Eukaryota; Metazoa; Chordata; Actinopteri; Atheriniformes; Melanotaeniidae
Gene: uchl3
Product: ubiquitin carboxyl-terminal esterase L3 (ubiquitin thiolesterase)
Exons: 9
Coding region: 78-776 (232 amino acids)
Biological process (GO): ubiquitin-dependent protein catabolic process; protein deubiquitination
Cellular component (GO): cytoplasm
Molecular function (GO): cysteine-type deubiquitinase activity
Source: RefSeq, a predicted model, not a curated record
AAAAAAAAAAAAAAAAAAAAAGAAAAUCAGAGCUAGCUCUUGUUUGACAGGAGCCAUACAUCCAACGUUACAUUAAAAUGGACUCUCCACGCUGGUUGCCUCUGGAGUCGAACCCAGAAGUAAUGACUAAGUUUGUCAGUUGUUUGGGGAUGAAGUCAACCUGGCAGUUUGGGGAUGUGUAUGGACUAGACCCAGAGCUCCUCAGCAUAGUACCAAGACCUGUGUGUGCAGUGCUGCUCCUCUUCCCGGUCACAGAGAAGUAUGAAGCCUUCAAGCAGGAAGAGGAAGAGAGACUCAAGCACAAGCCACAGAAAGUUUCUCCUGAUGUCUACUUCAUCAAGCAAACUAUUGGAAAUGCUUGUGGAACAAUAGGAUUAAUUCAUGCAGUGGCAAACAACCAGGCACACCUGGAAUUUGAGCAUGAUUCUCCUCUAAGGAAGUUUCUGGAACAAACAUCCAAAAUGACCCCAGAAGAAAGAGCCACCUUCCUGGAAAAAGAUGAGAGUAUACGUGUUACGCAUGAAUCCAGUGCACAGGAGGGUCAGACUGAGGCUCCGAGUUUAGAUGAAAAAGUGAAUCUGCAUUUUAUAGCUUUUGUCAAUGUUGAAGGACACUUAUAUGAACUGGAUGGCCGGAAGCCUUUUCCUAUUGUCCAUGGAAAAACUUCAGAAGAUACUUUCCUUGAGGACGCUGUAGAGGUUUGUAAGAGCUUCAUGGCUCGUGAUCCUCAGGAGGUUCGUUUCACCAUUAUUGCCCUCUCCAAAGAUUCAUACUGAGGAAACUCCUUUGUUAUCCCAGAAAGCAAACAAACGAUUACUGCCAAAUAUUCUUAAGUGCUGAUUUUAUUGGAUUGUUUUGUUUUUUUUUUUUGUUUUUUUUUUCAAAACAUUACCGCAAAUGAUCUACAUAAAUUUUUUUUUUGGGGGGGAGUUAAAUGAAUUCUGAUGGAAUCCAGGCGUUCUUGUUUAAUUACCACUAUUUUUUGUUAAGAUCAAAGUUAUCCACCUGCCUCCUAAUCAAACAUCUGUAACUGCAAUACAAAUAUCAAGUAUAUUACCUUGACACUGCACAGUGGUUUGCAUACAAACUGGGUUUGGUUCUAAAUUAAGAAGGAAAUUUUACAUCCCAGGGGGUACUCCAUCUAUGCUACAUGGAGUUUGAUGCUAAAAACCUGCUGUACUCAUUUGCUUUUAAUGAUCUGUCCACCCACGAGGUGUAGGUGAGCUGAACAUGUUUGCAAGGCUUUUGUUUCAUUCUUAGCUUUGGAAACCCAAUAUUGAAUGCAGUACUUGUGUUGUGAAAGGCUUAUUUGAAAAUGCAUCUCCUUUACUGUAAGUGAGGUUAAUUAAACAUGCAGACUGUAAAUCCACGAGGAAGGUGCCUAUGUUUUUUUGUAAUUUGAACUUCUGCUAAAUAAAGGGCAAAUUUGUUGAA